Molecule: messenger RNA, 1141 nt
Organism: Lotus japonicus
Lineage: Eukaryota; Viridiplantae; Streptophyta; Magnoliopsida; Fabales; Fabaceae
Product: ribonuclease 3-like
Exons: 4
Coding region: 179-859 (226 amino acids)
Biological process (GO): RNA catabolic process
Cellular component (GO): extracellular region
Molecular function (GO): RNA binding; ribonuclease T2 activity
Source: RefSeq, a predicted model, not a curated record
CCAUUGACACACGCCUUAUAUAAGUUCAAUGUCAUUGCAUUAUAAAUCACUCUCAUCCCUGUAAGGAUAUCAGGAUAUCACACAUUAUACCUGUUUCAUUGAUUAGUUCCCUUUCCUUGUGAAUUACAAAGUGAGUCAUAUAUACUUAAUUCUUUAAGGGAGAACAGAAGCAUCAAAGAUGAAACUCAGCAUUUCGUUUUUGGCCAAGCUUUUGAUACUGCAAUAUCUAUCAGUUCAAUGCCUUUCUGAUGAUUUUGAUUUCUUCUACUUUGUUCAGCAGUGGCCAGGAGCAUAUUGUGACAGCAAGCAAAGCUGCUGUUAUCCCAAAACUGGAAAACCUACAGCAGAUUUUGGCAUUCAUGGACUCUGGCCUAACUACAAUGAUGGCUCAUGGCCCUCAAACUGUGAUCCUGACAGCACCUUUGAUAAAUCUGAGAUCUCAGAACUCAUUAGUAGCAUGGAGAAGAGUUGGCCAUCCCUGAGCUGCCCCAGCAGCAAUGGCAUUAGGUUCUGGUCACAUGAGUGGGAGAAACACGGUACCUGCGCGGAAUCUGAGCUCGGUCAGCGAGAGUAUUUUGAAGCCGCUCUCAAACUGAAGGAGAAAGUGAACCUCCUUCAGAUCCUCAAGAAUGCAGAGAUUCAACCAGAUGAUGAAUUUUACAGCAUAGAGAGCAUUAAAGAUGCUAUAAAAGAGGGAAGUGGGUUCACCCCAGGAAUUGAGUGUAACAGAGAUUCACGUGGUAACAGCCAGCUUUACCAAGUUUACAUGUGUGUGGACACUUCUGGAUCAGAUUUCAUAGAGUGCCCUGUUUCUCCAAGGAGCAAAUGUGGUUCAGAUAUACAAUUCCCCAAGUUUUAAUUAAGACAAUUCAUCAGCUACUUGACUUGAGCACACAACAUGGUUUCAUAUGUAUUUUCUAAUGUUAAUCUCAUUUUUUCUAAAUCUAUCAAAAUUUACAAUAAUGAAAACAAAAUACAAAAAUUUAAUAGGAUGUUUGUUAUAUGCUCACAUAAUCGGUUCUGAUCACACGGUGAUCAUGCAGCCAUGAGCCACCUUCCUUUGAAAUUGUAAGUUGUAACUGCCUUGUAACAAUAAAAGUUCAUGGUAAUGCCAAUCCAGAUUGUCAACGAGUUGUUUCUA